AUGCAUGCCUGUACUCCCUUUUCUUUCAUCGCCGCUGCCGUUGGAUCGAUCGGUUACCAGCGCAACUCAUGUGGCUACUGUAAAUCCGACAAUGGAAGUCCUUCUAAUAUGUAUCCACUGCAGGCGCGUCGUACUAUACUAGCUCUGUAUCAGUACGUCCCGCCCAUUAUGAGGAACUCGUCAACCGUGGGUGGAGACGAGAUCAUGUUGUCCGCACUAUACGAUGAGCCUUCAAGUCGAGAAAGGACCAACGCAAAGCGAUCAAUCGCUGGAACAAAUUCGUCCUGGGACCGGAAUACAUCCGAAGGGCAGCUUAUCUGUGCCCAAAAACACGGGAGUGAGUCCAUCGACUAUGACCCGAACAUGAGAACAGGGUUAACCUCAAAUAUUUUCAGAGAAAAGAGGCACCGGAAAUGCAAUUUCGAUCUGCUCACAGCUGUUCACGAAGCUGAAUACAGCAAUGUGAAGCGGCCCAUUGAUCCCAAGACCAAGAGAUACUUGGAACCUGCUCAUCGAUUUGAGGUCAACAUAGAGGGGGAUUCUGUAUCUCAGGCAAAAUACGAGCUCUUCCUCAAAUACCAGACCAAGGUCCACAAGGAAGACGUCUCCACUUGGCAGCAGAAGGACUUCAAACGGUUCCUCUGUUCGGGCCUGAAGCGUUCCCCGGCUGAUCCUAAGUCUACUGAAAAGAAACUAGGAUCAUGGCAUCAGUGCUACCGCCUGGACGGGAAACUCAUAGCCGUUGCGGUCCUGGACUUGAUGCCGAGUGGCGUGAGCUCUGUAUAUAUCUUCUAUGAUCCCGACUACGAACAAUGGGAAUUCGGGAAACUCAGCGCCCUAAGGGAAAUUGCCCUCUCUAUUGAAGGUAGUUACCAGUAUUACUACAUGGGCUAUUAUAUCCACUCGUGCCAGAAAAUGCGUUACAAGGGAUCCUUCAAGCCUCAGUACAUCCUCGACCCCGAAAGCUACACAUGGGAUCCGCUUGACGGCGAACUGGCAAAGAAGCUAGACGAACGUCCAUACGUAUCGCUCUCGCGUGACCGCCGUCUUGCGGCUGAAGGCACACCAGAGUCCGCCGGGACAGAGGCCGAUGCCGAAAUCAAUGAUGAUGAGGUAUCUCUCUUCGACCUGCGCAUGCCCGGUGUCCUGUCUCUGGAGGAAGUGGAGCCUUUGGAUUUGGACCACUGGCUACUCCUCGUCCAUGGUAGUUUUGUUCAUAUGAUUGACCUCGUGGGAUGGGAGACGAUGCCUAUGGAUAACCCCCAGUCGGUUAAAGGGAUUAUUGCUGAACUUGCCGCGGUGUUGGGGCCGAAAAUUGUCAAGGAAAGUGCCGUCGUAUUAUUCGACUAA
Molecule: messenger RNA, 1350 nt
Organism: Aspergillus oryzae RIB40
Lineage: Eukaryota; Fungi; Ascomycota; Eurotiomycetes; Eurotiales; Aspergillaceae
Product: arginyltransferase
Exons: 10
Coding region: 1-1350 (449 amino acids)
Biological process (GO): protein arginylation
Cellular component (GO): cytoplasm
Molecular function (GO): arginyl-tRNA--protein transferase activity
Source: RefSeq, a predicted model, not a curated record